Molecule: messenger RNA, 1245 nt
Organism: Oncorhynchus masou masou (cherry salmon)
Lineage: Eukaryota; Metazoa; Chordata; Actinopteri; Salmoniformes; Salmonidae
Gene: ptrhd1
Product: peptidyl-tRNA hydrolase domain containing 1
Exons: 3
Coding region: 432-827 (131 amino acids)
Molecular function (GO): peptidyl-tRNA hydrolase activity
Source: RefSeq, a predicted model, not a curated record
UUAGCUAAAGAUUUGUAUAACUAAACCAAGAUAGACCACUGCAUGUCGUUUCAAAUGGAAAUAAAUUAGUCAAAGUGAACAGAUCAAGCAAGGAGGUGGGCAGUGCCAAGUACGAUCUUGCGAGAUUCUAUUGGCGCGUUCUAGCAUUUUUUUAAAACCUUUAUUUAACUAGGCAAGUCAGUUAAGAACAAAUUCGUAUUUUCAAUGACGGCCUAGGAACAGUGGGUUAACUGCCUGUUCAGGGGCAGAACGACAGAUUUGUACCUUGUCAGCUCGGGGUUUGAAUUUGCAACCUUCCGGUUGCUAGUCCAACGCUCUAACCACUAAGCUACCCUGCCGCUCCAUUUGGCUCUGCACUCCUUCUAAGCAACGUCUUUUUCUAAAGACUUUGGCAAAGGCUGCCUCCGGUCCUCUACCAUUACUGACCAAAGAUGGCGGCAUCAGGAACCGCAGCCCCCCGUCGUCUCGUCCAGUAUGUUGUGGUCCGGUCAGACCUGGUCCAUACGUUGGCCUGGCCAUUAGGGGCGGUUAUAACGCAAGCCUGCCAUGCUGCCAUCGCUGCCAUUCAUCUGAACUACAACGACCCAGACACGCAGGAGUACUUGGCAGAACUGGACAGCAUGCACAAAGUCGUCCUUCAGGUAGCUGGGACUGGGGCUGUGGACCAGGCCUCCCUCUCCAGCCUGUCUGAGACGCUGACAGAGAAGGGGAUCGCCCACAAGCUGUGGAUUGAGCAGCCAGAGAACGUCCCCACCUGCCUGGCCCUGAAGCCUUACCCCAAAGACAUUGUACAUCCUCUGCUGCACAAGUUCAAGCUGUUCAAAUGACACAGAGGGACAAAGAGAGACCCCUGUAACAUGCAUUUGGUGAAUGGAGUCUGGACCAUGGCUCCACACCAGUCAGUUAAUUUGGUGGUCUUUUUUUUGGUUGACCUUUUGCAUCUUGGUGAUGCUGAAGGGGGAAGAACCAGCACUCAGUGUCCGUGCUCCAACUUCACAAGGAAGAAUCCCACUGAUAAGCAGUGUCAGUGUUUGUCUUCCUACAGUAACAAGGAGGCAUCACUCACUGAAUGAAGACUGCCAUUAAAUGGGCAUUUAAAGAGUGAAUGUCUGUCCACCUAAUUUGAUGUGGCCAAGUAUCUUGUGAUUAAAUUAAAUGGUGAAUGGUUAUGCAAGGUAUUUUCCAGACGCCGAUGGUUGGAGUCUGUUUACAAACAUACAAGAUGUAUUAAACAUGGUCAACUAA